AUGUUCUCCGAACAGCAAUUGUCCAUUAACAAAAUCAUAGGGCAAAAGCAAGCAGAGGAGGACGUAUCGGUCACACAAGAACCCCCCUACCUCCCAUCCCCCACCCGUGAUCAGACCACGUACGAAACCUUCCAUUUCACAUCUCCUCCCCCAGUCACAACGCCUCCUACCUCCACCCCAAACCCCUCCUCCACACCCUCCACGCCCAUACCCACGAUCGGCAGUCCACCCCUCCCAAAAGCCUCCCCUCUCUCCCUGCCCGCGGCCAGCCAGCUGCCUCGUGCCCUUGCUGACUCGCCGACCUUCAAUUUUGCUGAGCCAUCCGCGCGCCCGGAGCCCGGAGCCCCGGCCCAUACGGACUCCCCCUUCCCCCAAGUCCACUAA
Molecule: messenger RNA, 384 nt
Organism: Penaeus indicus
Lineage: Eukaryota; Metazoa; Arthropoda; Malacostraca; Decapoda; Penaeidae
Exons: 1
Coding region: 1-384 (127 amino acids)
Source: RefSeq, a predicted model, not a curated record